Messenger RNA from Adineta ricciae, 1158 nucleotides. Lineage: Eukaryota; Metazoa; Rotifera; Eurotatoria; Adinetida; Adinetidae. The record is from the annotation of a GenBank genome assembly.
AUGUCGGACAAUCGAAAAAAAUCUCGACGUCGUCGAUCGACUGACGAAGUACCUGAAUUAACGCCGAUCGAGAAAUCUAUUGCAAAACACCUUCGUUUUCAAUGUCCAACUAAGAAAGGGAUGCUGAUGGGUAUGCAAGUUGUGUAUUUCAACGGAACAAAAGCUGUGGAAUGUCUUACGGAAUCGAAAUGGUCAUCGAUAAGCACUAAAGCAUUAGCUGGUGAAUCAACUAAAGAUAGUAAACAUCCUGUUUGCUUUUCAUCGAAGCACGAUGCUGUACAGAUGCUCCGCAAAUUUUUGGACAGUGAACUGUUUCGUCGAGUAGUUAAAGUUUAUAAGGAAGACAAGUCUUCCUCUGAGCAAACGUCAUCGAAUACCGCCGGUGAUACAUCUCAAUCCAAUACACCUCGCGCUGUGAGACAACGGAAAGCGAAAACAACUACGGCAGAAUCAGCAACUAAAGACGAAGACACGAAAGAAAAAGAUAAAGCAAAAAAGAAAAAGUUCAAAUUCGAAUUGCACGACGAUCAAUUGUUCGUUGAUUCCCCGAAUGAAUUCUACGUUUGGAUUUACUCUCCAACAACAAUUAAACAAUACGUCAUGGGUGCUUUACUCGUUAUCGGCUGUAUUGGUGUUUGUCUGUUUCCACUAUGGCCUACUGAAGUGCGCACUGGAGUGUAUUAUCUAUCCAUGGUACUGGCCAGUUUGCUUGGUGUCUUGUUAUCCUUGGCUGUUUUUAAAUAUAUUCUAUUUGCCGGUGUUUGGCUUUUGACAUUAGGUAAAAUUAAAUUCUGGUUGUUACCAAAUUUAACCGAAGAUGUGGGAUUUUUCGAAUCAUUUGUUCCAUUAUACACGUUAAAUGCACCGACAAAACAGAAGACGAGCAGAAAAGCAAAUGAGAGCAAGAACGAUAAUGAUAACGACGAUGAGGAAGACAAACCGACGAAUAAAAAGGAAAGUUUAAAUGAAGAUAACAAACAAACGCAAGAACCGAACGUUACCACUCAAGCUGAAAGUGACCACGAUGAUGAAGAAGACAAAGAAAAAUCCAGUAACCGGUCAAGCUCGAUCAGUGAAAGUGAAGAUGGUACUAAACCCGCCAAAUCCUCCGAUGAAGAUUUCGAAGUUCUUUCCAAAGAUGAAUUAGAAACGAAAUAA